This is a messenger RNA of Papilio xuthus (Asian swallowtail), 1152 nucleotides long. Its product is annotated as MORN repeat-containing protein 5. The transcript has 8 exons. Bases 127 to 972 code for a protein of 281 amino acids. NCBI's taxonomy places the organism in Eukaryota, Metazoa, Arthropoda, Insecta, Lepidoptera, Papilionidae. The record is from RefSeq and is a predicted model, not a curated record.
AUGAAUAUAUAGUUAAAAUAAAUAAUACAAGGAAUACAUAAAAACUAUUUAUAUAUUAUAUAUCAAUUAUUUUGUAAGCUUGAAGCAAUUACAUAACAAAAGGACUUUUGUGAGUGACGCUUUGAAAUGUCCUCAGACAAAGGUAGAGGAAGUUCUGUCGCGGAGGAGAAGCGACCCUCGAUGUGGGAGGAGUUGAUGAGGAAAUUUAUUGAAGAGCACAAAGUAGAAUGCAAGGCGGUGUCAGUUGAUAUCCCGCGGGUGACACGCUCCGCCAAGGAGUUCCCAACAGGUUCCCGCUACGAGGGCACAUGGGACGUGCUCGGCAUGAGCGGCUACGGACUCUACACCUUCCCCAACGGUGUAAUCUACGAAGGCGAGUUUGAAGACGGUAUGUUCCACGGUCGUGGUGAGCUUCGUUAUCCGUGCGGAGCGGUCUUGUACGGCAAAUGGACGCGCGGUGUGUUGGGAGAGAAGACACUCGCGUUUGCCGAUGGUUUGGAAUACGAUGAAGACUUAUGGCCUUACUGCGUUAUGCCUGACCGAAGAUUCACCAUAGAACACAAUAAAGGAUUGAAACCAGCCGGUGAAUCGUACACAACGCCCGAUCAGCCUCCGCGGGAGAUACCAAAAGGAUUUUACGACACAGGAGACGGAUUCUACGAUCCUGAUACUAAAGUUGUCUACAAAGUCGAUGACCCCACUUCUAUUGUCAGAUACCCAUGUGAGGUGGAACAGAAAUGGAUCUUGGAGAACUGUCGCACCAACCCAGAGUCGACAGUUGGUCCACGAGAAGACCUGUAUGAGGAAUGGGUCCUGCCUAUGAUUUACGUGCCCACGAUGCAGUCCUCUAUGUCCAUGUCUAUGGCGUCUUUUUCCUAUCGGUACAGCACGGACUACGGACAUGAUUCCGACUCUGGUGAUGCAAAUCAAGUCAACGAGAAAUCUUCCAGUUCCACUUCUACAUCUGCUUAAGUUUUAUUAGUUUUAAAUGUUUAUUUUAAUUGCAUGCUAUGCUAUUUGUUGUUACUAUGUUGUAUAUGGGUCAUCAAUUUUGUCACAUUAUAUGUGUACAAAACUGUUAACCUAAUUUUUAAUUUAUUUAUUAUUUUUUUCUUCUAGCUAAACCCUAAAUAACUUAUGUUGAAGAUUAGA